This is a messenger RNA of Leishmania major strain Friedlin, 2364 nucleotides long. RefSeq lists its product as hypothetical. Gene Ontology annotation, biological process: protein neddylation. The record is from RefSeq and is a predicted model, not a curated record. The transcript has a single exon. NCBI's taxonomy places the organism in Eukaryota, Euglenozoa, Kinetoplastea, Trypanosomatida, Trypanosomatidae. The coding region runs from base 1 to 2364 and encodes 787 amino acids. Gene Ontology annotation, cellular component: cytoplasm. Gene Ontology annotation, molecular function: NEDD8 activating enzyme activity.
AUGUCAGCGUUCAAUGCGCCCCCUCCGCCGGAUGCAACAAACAGCAUUCGCGGCAGUGUGAAGCAGAUAAAGUUCGAUCGCCAGCUGCGCCUCUGGGGCGCAGAUGGGCAGGCGGCCCUCGAGGCAGCGCAUGUCGUCGCGCUCGGUGUCACUGUGGCCAUCUCCGAAGCUCUGAAGUCGCUCGUGCUGGCCGGCGUGCGAACUGUCACCCUCGUGGACGAGCGGGUUGUGUCUGAUGAGGACGUGGCAACCAACUACUUUGUGGCGACCACGGCGAUCGGCUCUCCUCUGGCGGUGACGGUGCUGCAGCACAUCUGCGGGCUGGGGGAGCAGUGCAAGGCUGUGCCCGUUCAGGAGUGCCCGAGGGAAUGGGUGGCCAAGUACCGGGCAACCGUAGACGCGGACUGGGCUGCUGGCUACGUAGACAGUGGCCGACGUUGGCCCGCAUCGGCGGUGAGGGAGGCACCGCCGGAGGCGACCGGGACGACAUCUGCUGUGCUGCGAUUCCUUACCGGUUACGCGCCGCUAGCCACCUUGGACAACACUUCUUCAUCAUCGCAUGUCUCCCCAUGCGACUCCGCAAACCCGUCACCCACCGCCGAGGCGCCACUGUCUUCGCCGAGCCUCAUUCUUGUCAGUGAGCGCUACGGCGAUUUCUCGUCAGUGUCGCUGCUGCUGCAGACCUGCGCGGCGCGCGUGCAUCCUGAUGUGCCGGUGCUGUUGGUUCGCAGCAGUGGCUUACUCGGAAUGGUUCAAACCUACUGCUGCGACCGCGUCAUUAUGCGUCCGCAGAACCCGACACAGGUACAGAUGGAGGACCUGCGCAUCUUUGAGCCGUUUCCGGCGCUGCAGGCGUGGUUUGACGCUCACGACCCAGACGACGUUGUACAGUUUCCCACGGACAACGCGGAUGCCAUGACGCUGCAUAGCCACCUGCCGUACCCGUGCGUUAUACAUCACGCCUUUCGCAGAUGGUGGGCCACGCUGCCGGAAGAGGAGAAGAGGUCGCGGCAGCGGUCGUCAUCCUCCUUGAUCUUUCCGCUGAGCGCAAAGGACUACCGCGCCAUCGCUUCCGUCGUUGGUGGGAUGAUACGGCGUCAGAGCGCGCCCGAGGAGGCGUUCGUGGAGGCCAUGGAGAAGUGCACGGCGAAGCUGAACCGACCGGUGGCGCAGCGGCUGCCAGAGGCGCUAGAGGAGCUUCUGCGCGAUGCUCGGUGCGCGGACCCGAUGCGCGCUGUAAAGGCGGUGCAGUCGCGUCUCUCGCCAGCGGCAUUGAUGUCGUCGUCGGCGGCGGUGCGCGAGAUGGCGGCACUGCAUGUUUGGGCGUCCCCCGAUGUGCUUGUGUGGUUCAUCCUGCGCGCAGUGCAGCUGUUUGUGACAAGAAAAGUCGGUGGCGAGCUGGAGGCGCUCAACGGGGCAUCCACGAAGCCGCCAGCCGAGGAAGCUGAGUGCGUGGCCGCCAACGCGGCGCCGCUGCCGCUCGGUGCCGUGUGCGCUGCCUAUCACAUGCCGCACUCCGGCUACCUGCCGGACUUGAUGACAACCACCAUCUGGUACCGCGAGCUGCAGGAGCUGUACCAGGCAAAGCAUGCGGAAGACGUGGCGUGCAUUGCGGCAAAGGCGAUGGAGCUGUUCGAGGCGGCUCUCCAGCAAGAAGAGAAGAAGGAUUGCAAGAGAAAGGACGAAGAGGAACAACGGCAGUUCCGUGGCCCAUCGAGGGCGUCGCUGGUGGCAGUGAAGGUGAAGCCGCUGCUACUCCAGCACACGGCGAUAGUUGUGGAGAACAUUUGGGAGAUACGAGGCGUCAGCUUCUCGUCUGCCUAUCGCGCCGCUGCGGAGGCGGAGUGGCGGCAACGGCUGGGCCAGCGGCUCGCGUGGCUGACACGUCACAUUUCAUUUGACGUGGAACGCAACGCCGACGCGCGCCGGGCGGCGUGCUUCGCGGUGGCCUAUCUGUGUAAGGAGGAGCUUCAGCGUCAUGGCGCACGCGCUGAGGAGCGUGACCUGAGCGGGAGUGCCAUCGCGCAGGAGGCUGCCGUGCUCAUGUCGCAGGCGUCCCAGGAAAAAAACGCUAUUGGCGGUGACGGUGACAAUGACCCAGCUCUUGAGCUCUUCGAUGCGUCGCUCGCUCCGUGGUGGUCCGAAGAGGACUCGCAAAAGCUUUUUGCUCAGGCAUGCGAGGAGGUUGCGCGGUGGGCCCGUGGCAAGGGCGGUGACGGUGCUUGCGUGCAGCUUCCCUCCGUAGCCGCGUCGACUGGCGCCUUGGCGGCACAGGAGGCAGUGAAGUUGCUCAUGCGCAUUCGCGUGCCGUGCACCAAUCCGAUGCUCUAUGACGGCUACACAAACAAGGUGUUCAUGCUGUGA